GAGAAACAGGGGAGACUUGCUUCUAAAAAUAAGCAUUUGGGGAGUAGGCUUCUAUUUACAUUUUCCUGCCACCUCAUCUCCGCCCUCCUUACUGGGUUAAUGGCUGAGUUGGGAGUAUAAAUCCCUGCACGUUAGCGAGAAAAGGGGGAGGAUUAUGAGGCGAGAACAGGAAGUGAGGAUAUAAAUAAACCACAAAAGAAAUGCAGAGUGAGGACCGAUGAGAGAAAGGGUUAAGAUAUGAGACGACCGAAGAAAGAAACGGAGCACUGUUUCGUCGAGUACCCUCUGAAUGACCGAUCUCCAAAAUGUCUUCAGCGGCCCUUUUCAAGCUCUUGCAAACUCUACCCGGUGGCUUCCGUUAGGAGAGAAAAGUAGGGAGGCGAGGAGGAGGGAACAGCUGGCAAACGGGACUGCAGAGACCGCAUUUUAAGGAGUACAGUAUCAGAACACUCCGUCUAGCCGUCCUAGCAAAACCUUUUUGUUUAACAACAUCGUGUAUCCCCAGCCCUUGCCCUAACUCCCCCUUUGAGUUUUCCCGCCUUUCUCCAGAGACGCCCUGCCUAGACGACGCUCAUAGACGCCUUCCUCCUCCUCCUCCCCCCUCAGCUUGGCUCUCCUGUUCACGGAGGGAGCUGGGCUGGGCCCCUCGUCUCGACCGAGGGGUUUUCUCUGAUUUGUUUUGGUUUUUCCCUAGUUUUGUUACGGAGGUGGUUCUCUGGCGUUUUAUCUCCUUCCUCUGCCGCAGUUUCGAGGUCGCCUUUCCCAAGGUAAAUAGACAAGUUAUCUUGUGAUUUCUUCUUGAAAAGAAUGUUUCUGCGGAACACAGCUCUGAUUGUAGACAAAUUUAUCUGUUUGUAAUGAUGGAGGAUAUUUAUCAAAAGUCUCCCGAAAAUGCAGUAUUUGCACAACUAACUGCAGUUUUGUCAACAGAAACAGUACCCUGGGACAACAGUGUCAUCAGUAGCAAGAACAUCAUCCUAAAUACAAGCCAGUGUUCUGAAGAACACGUUCUGAAAUGCACAUUUAAGGCCUGUGAUCCUGAACAAACAGGAGAGGUGUCUGUUUUCCGAAUAAUUGAAUACUUACAGGAGAUGACGGGGGAGAGCUGCGAAGACUGGAGGUUUCGGUCUUUGUAUAAGAGAUUGGACCCUGAAGAAAGAGGGGUUACUGUUGAUUUUUCUACCUUCUAUGCAGUCAUGAAAGAUUGGAUUGCAGACUGUCGACAUGAAGGCCAAAGAGAAGAGGCUACAGAGCUAACAAAUAGCAUACAUGACCUUCAGCAGGGAAACAAGAAACUGGCAAGGCAGAAUAUCAAGCUGCAAAAGACUAUUGAGGCUGCAGAAGAGCUCAAUUCAAGACUCUCUGAGGAGAUGACUGAGCUGAAUGGGAAGCUGAGAAGUGUUUAUUACAGCACCCAGCAAGCCCUGGAGCAAGCUAAGGUCAUGGCGAAUGAAUUAGAAGAUCUGAAGAUUUUUUCAAAAAAUCUGGAAGAGGAAACUAAUAAACUGCACACGCAAGUGCGACAGAUGGAAAAAGAACAGCAGUUGCUUUCUGUUCAAGUGGAUAAUCUGCAGGAAGAGAACAAGAAAUUGCUUCAGGAAAAAGAAAGCACUAAGUAUAAAAUCAAAGAGCUGUUUACCAAGAAGGCCAAAAUUAAGUUCCAGCUCUCUGAGUAUGAAAACCUUCUCUCCUGCAAAGAUGCUGCCCUUAAUAAGAAAACGAAAGAAAUUGAAGAUCUGAGGAUGACCCUGGAUGAAUACCGAAUGGUGAUAGAGGAAUUAAAACUGGAAGUCAGCAGGCACCAAGACCACCAGGACCAGUACUAUCAAGACCUAGACAUGCUAUCAAGAGAUUCCCUACAAAGUGUGAAGGCUUGUUUACAAGUUCCUGCACAGCCACUGUGCACAGAGAUAGAAGAAUCACAGAAGGAGUUCAGUGAAGGGGCUGAUCUGCCUAGCCCAUUGUGUGGGAUGUUGCCAUCUUUGAUGACACGCCCAGUAACUGCAGAGGAACUCAGAUCUUUGGCAGAAGAACAGGAAAUGGGCAGAUCAGGGACAGAGUAUCCCAGAGCAUUACUGCAAAGGACACAUAGCCUACCUCACCUGCUUUUUAGAACAGAUGCUAAACAAAUACUGAGGGGCCAGGAAUGCAACCAGCAGCAACAGCACCUUCCAUCAGAGGUGGGAGGAAGGAGCUCUGAAGUUGCCUUGCUGGAACAAGCUUUAGUCCCGGUUCAUGGUGAGCUAACUCCAGCUACUGGGAAGACACUGAAUGACAGCUUUUUUGAAAUCCUGCUUCGAAGGUUCCUGGACGUCCCCUUAGGCUUCUUGCUACUGCACAUCAUGCAGAAAUGGGUGUUUCCUGGGCUCCUACUUGCAUGUAUUUCACUGCUAAUAAUGGGCUACUUGGUUCUACCUUUCAACCAACAUCCUGUCUGGAUUGAACCCAACGGAAAUCCUUGGCCUCAGCUGCAUUUGCAGUAUCUACGACCACCACCUAUCUAACCCUGUCCUCUUCUCAGUUUUUGUAAAGGAAAAUAAGUUGACUGAGAAGAUCUAGGAGGCAAAUUAAAAAUCUGUGAAAACAAACUGAGUGAAUUACUUCCAAGAUCAGUCUGUAGGUGGGAACAACACUUUAAAAAUAUUUUGUUUUAUAUGACCCCCUUAAAGAAGAGUACAGUACAUCUUUGAAAUGUUGAAGUUGGCACAAAAAUAAAGACAUUUUCUGCUAUCAUA
Molecule: messenger RNA, 2735 nt
Organism: Pogona vitticeps (central bearded dragon)
Lineage: Eukaryota; Metazoa; Chordata; Lepidosauria; Squamata; Agamidae
Gene: KASH5
Product: KASH domain containing 5
Biological process (GO): chromosome localization to nuclear envelope involved in homologous chromosome segregation; spindle localization; telomere localization
Cellular component (GO): meiotic nuclear membrane microtubule tethering complex; meiotic spindle pole; chromosome, telomeric region
Molecular function (GO): dynein complex binding
Source: RefSeq, a predicted model, not a curated record